CUUUACCCAGAAGCCACCGCGACGCCUCAACUUACAGAACUGGCUUCUUGGGGCUUCGGGAGUGUUUCCCAUUUAAACAAACAGUGCCGAAGAUGGCGGAGAGUUAAUGGUGUAAAGAAGAAAUUAUCGACCCGACACAGAGACAAGUCCACCAGACUCACUUGACCAACCCACAUAGGACCAAACUCCCAGAGUGAAGGGGAAGGGGGAAUCUGAUCAUCCAUCAUCUCGGCACCAUUUCAAGGUGCUGAUAUGUGUACACAAUGAGUGGACUGGGGGAGAACUCCAUGGAGCCUCUAAGUUCAGAAAAUCGGAAACGCAAGCUCUCCACUUGCGAAACGCCUGGUCUGGGGUGUGACAGGAAGCGUCGGGAGCAGGAGAGCAAAUACAUAGAGGAGCUGGCGGAGCUGAUCUCUGCCAACCUCAGCGACAUCGACAGCUUCAACGUCAAACCAGACAAAUGUGCCAUCCUCAAAGAGACAGUGCGCCAGAUCCGUCAGAUCAAAGAGCAGGGAAAAGCUUCAUCCAACGAUGACGACGUGCAGAAGUCAGACGUGUCCUCAACAGGUCAGGGGGUCAUCGACAAGGACCACCUGGGGCCGCUCCUGCUGCAGGCACUGGACGGCUUCCUGUUUGUUGUGAACCGGGAGGGCAGCAUCGUGUUUGUGUCAGACAACGUGACGCAGUACCUGCAGUACAAACAGGAGGAGCUCAUCAGCACCAGUGUGUACAAUAUUCUCCAUGAGGACGACAGGGAGGAGUUCCACAAGAACCUGCCCAAGACCAACAUAAAUGGGGUGUCGUGGGGAAGUGAGGCGGCCCGACAGAAGAGUCACACCUUCACUUGCCGGAUGUUGGUUAAAUUUGGCCAUGUCCAUGGCCCCAUGGAGGAGGGGCCAGCAGGGCCGCGCUACGAGACCAUGCAGUGUUUUGCUCUUACGCAGCCCAAGGCCAUGAUUGAGGAGGGGGAAGACCUACAGUCAUGUAUGAUCUGUGUGGCCCGUCGAGUUACAGCCAUGGAGAGAACAGAAAGUUUCAAUACCCGGCAUGAGCUCUCAGGUAAACUGAUCCAGAUUGACCAGAACUCUCUGCGAGCAUCGAUGCGUCCUGGCUGGGAGGAUUUGUUGAGGCGUUGUAUUCAAAUGUUCCUGCAGCACAGUGACGGGCAGCCAUGGUCACACAAACGCCACUACCAUGAGGCCUUUCUGCAGGGUCAUGCCGAGACGCCCUUGUACCGCUUCUCUCUAUCUGACGGCACUCCAGUCACAGCCCAAACCAAGAGCAAGCUGUACCGCCAUCCCAUGAACAACGAGCCGCAAGGCUUCAUCUCCACACAUUUACUACAGAGAGAACCAAACGGUUACCGCUCGUCUCAGGGUGGAAGCAUGAUGCCAAACACGAUGAGACAGCAAGGUGUGGGAGGCCCCAACCCCAAUGCCCAAAUGAACAUGAACAGUGGUGGAGGGAUGGGCAUGGGCGGCAUGAACAGGGGAUAUGGUACGAAUGAGCAGGGCCACAUGGGUCACAUGGGUCCAAUGGCAGGUAGCUCCAUGUACGGAGGUAGUGGUGGAGGUGGAGGCGGAGGUAUGGGCAACCGCAUGAUGCCAAUGAAUCAGAUGGGCCAGAUGAAUCAGAUGGGGCACAUGAAUCAUCCAGGCCAAGGCAUGCAGCACCCGCAGCAGCACCCGCAGCAGCAUCCGCAGCAGCAUCCGCAGCAGCAUCCGCAGCAGCAUCCGCAGCAGCAUCCGCAGCAGCAUCCACAGCAGCAGCACCCGCAGCAACAUCCACAGCAGCAGCACCCGCAGCAGCAUCCGCAGCAGCCCCCAUUUCAGAGCAGCGGCGGGUUUGGGCUCAGUGGCAUGAACAGCCCUUCAGGGAGCCCCAGAAUGGGCGGCCCCCAGCAGGGCCUCCUGAUGUCACCCAGGAAUCGAGGGAGCCCCAAAAUGGGUGCCAACCAGUUCUCACCAGGAGGCAUACACUCUCCUAUGAGUGGCAUUGGCAGUGGUGGAGGAGGUGGAGGGAGCACAACCACCUUUUCUAGUAGCUCCCUAAAUGCCCUACAAGCUAUAAGUGAAGGAGUUGGGAGUUCCCUCCCAUCCACCUUGAUGUCCCCCUCUCCAGCACUCAAACCAGACAGCUCUCCCAGCAUCCACUCCUCUUCUUCCUCUCAACUCAGCCAGCCAGUCAAACCAGGCCAAGAUGGCUCCAAAAGCCCAGCAGGAGGCCUGGGACCUGGACCUGGACCUGGUGACCAUCACCAUCCGAUGCACCAUCAGCACCAUCAUCCGCAUCCUCAAGCAGAGAGUUCUGGAGACCGACCAGACAGCCAGGCAGGUACAGUGACAAAAGAGUCUGGAGAAGGGAGCAAUGAGGCAGGGGCAGCGAGUGCCGAUCCUCCACGGAGGUUGCCAGACAGUAAAGGUCAUAAGAAGUUGCUGCAGUUGCUGACUUCCCCAACUGAGGAGCUGGGAAUAGGUGGUAGCGGACCAACAGGACCCCCAGUACCACCCACACCAACCAGCAGCAGUUCUGCCACAGGAGCCGAAAGUAAAGACCCUAGUGGAGGCAUGACUAGCCCAUCGUCCACUGGAGUGUCUUCCUCUUCCUCAGCCAGUGCCAAUUCAGGACAGGUAACAGGGCCUGGAGGAGUGUCGACAUCGAUUUCCUCUGCUCACUACACUGGCUCGUUGCAAGAGAAGCACAAGAUCCUCCACAAGCUCCUUCAAAAUGGCAAUACCCCAGAUGAAGUAGCUAAAAUCACAGCUGAGGCAACAGGGAAGGUGUCACUUGGAGGCCAGGAGACUGGUGAGGUAGGAGCAGGAGGAUCGGGGGCCGCGCCUGGGCUGAUCACAGAGCCUAAACAGGAGCAGCAUAGCCCCAAGAAGGAGAAGACUCAUGCCCUCCUCCACUACCUCCUCAACAAGGAUGACUCCAAAGAGCCAGUGGAUGUGAAGCCCAAACUUGAAGAACUCGAGGGGAAGGGACCCCCAGGGGCCGCUGGCGGCCCUCCACGAAACGGCCCUGGAUCAGGGCCCGGCCCUGCACCCGAGCAUCCUGAGAGCAAGAUCAAGUUGGAACCAGCUGAUGAUUUACAUAACCUGGAGUCUAUCUUGGGAGAUCUGAGAGGUUCCAGCUCUGACUUUUACCCAGAUCAGGCAGGAAGUGGAGGGGCCAACGAAACAGGAACAAAAUCUCAAGGUUGCCUUGACGACAACCUGCAGGGGAGUCCAGGAAUGGGUCCAGGCCCUCGGGGACCCUUCCAGAGGACCGUGUCCAUGGAUGGGAAGCCUCCCGGUGGUCCUGGAGGAGCAGGUAGACACACCAUGCUUAUCAAGCAGGAGAUGAUGGGCAGCCCAGACAGCUUCCCUGGAAAUAUGGGUGUGUGUUCAAGACCAAUGAAUAGAGGCAUGGUCCCUCAGAGGUCUCCCAUGGGAGGGUCCAGUGAGUGGGGCAUGCCGAGCUCCGGUGCCAGUCCUGUGGGCUCAGCGGGACACCCGUCCAUGAUGCGUCCAGGUAUGGAGUACAACAGUGGCAAGGGGAUGAUGUCAGGACCCAUGGUCAACCGCUCUAACAGUGUCCCGGGCACCAGGUCGAUGCUGCAGCAACAGCUCAUGGAUAUGGGAGGCUCUGCUGACAUGGGUAUGGGUCCCUUUAGCCAGCAGGGACAGCCUAACCAGUCCCCCUCCUGGCCAGACACCAUGAUGGGCAUGGAGGGUAACAGUCGGCGGCAGUUUGGCAGCACCUUGGAUGAUCUUCUGGUGCCUCCAACUACCAGUGAGGGUCAGAGCGACGAGCGAGCACUUCUGGACCAGCUGGACUCUCUGCUGAAUAACACAGAUGGCAUCGCUCUGGAGGAGAUAGACCGAGCCUUGGGCAUCCCAGACCUUGUCAGCCAGACCCAGGGGGGAGAGCAGCAGCUGGAACCUUUUCCGGGACAGGACCCGUCCAUGGUGCUCGACCAGAAGCCUCUGUAUGGACAGGGCUACCCUGGACCCCCCAGCAUGCCCAUGCAGUCGGGCUACGGAGGGAACCCCAUGCAGGGUCAGGCCCAGCAGGGUGGGUUUGGACCCAUGCUCUCACAGAUGGGACAAGGCGGCAGUUUCCCUGGUAUGGGUGGAAUGGGGGGCAUGGGACACCCUCGUGCCAACAUGAUGAGGCCAAGGAUGAUGAGUGCCAACAAGCCCAUGAGACUUCAGCUGCAGCAGAGGCUGCAGGGACAGCAGUUUAUGAAUCAGACACGGCAGGGCAUGGCCAUCAAGAUGGAGAAUCCGGGAGGAAACCCUGGCAUGAGGCCUGGUAUGCAGCCUGGCAUGCAGCCUGGCAUGGCAGGACAGCCCGGCUUCCUCAACGCUCAGAUGAUGGCUCAGCGCAGCAGGGAGAUGGUCAACCUGCAGAUGAGGAGGCAGCGCAUGAUGAUGCUGAUGCAGCAGCAGCACCAGCAGCAGGUGGCCGCUGCAGCCGCAGGAGGCUUCAGUCCCCCGCCCAACGUCACAGCUCCUGGAGGCAUGGACAGUCCUAUGGGAGGACCCAACAUGGGCCAGCCAGGCCCGCAGCAGUUUGGCUAUGGCGGUAACUAUGGAAUGGCACAGCAAGGAGACCCUUCGUUUGGCCCAUCAGGCGGCAGUCCUCCUAACGCCAUGAUGCCAGGCCGCCUGGGGCCUCAAAAUCCCAUGAUGCAACAGCAUCCACAGGGCGGUCCCAUGUACCAAGGUGCAGACAUGAAAGGCUGGUCGCAAGCAGGCAUGGCGCGCAGCAAUUCAUACCCUCAGCAGCAGUUUGGGCAGCAGGGACCUCCAGGGCAGCAGCAGUUUGGGCAACAGGGGAAUCCAGGCCAGUAUGGGGGCAUGAUGAUGAACGGGGGCAUGCCGGCCAGCGGAGGAGGAGGACAUAUGGGCCAGAUGGGAGGACAGAUGGGUAUGAACCCAAUGGUGAUGGGACGCAUGCCGAUGGGACCUGAUCAGAAAUACUGCUGAACACCGUGACGGAGGCGUUUCUCUCACUGUGAUCUCCGUUCAGAGGCGGUUACGCAGCUGCAGCGCUGGAGUGUGUGUGGGUGAUCAGGUGGUCGGUGCGUCUGUGUGUAAUGCCGCGUUCCCACCAGAUGGGGGGAGUGAGCUUCCUUCCCUUUUUUGUGGACUCAAUGGCCAGUAGAUGCAGUCUGGCAAAGUGAGAAAAAACACACGUUGGUCAUCACUGGAAACACUGUGACUCCUUCAGACAGUAAGACAGUCGUGUGUCUCCUCCUGCGGACUCUACUUUAAUAUUCCUCUCUUUAUGCAUUUACUGUGCGUAGUUCAGUAAACUCACAGCUCGCUGGACCAAACGGUGAACGUGGGAAGGCUUUUUUUUUUUUUUUUUUUCCGUAGAUCACAGACUCGGACUUCAGUGUGCAGAAAAUUCCUCUCCUUUAUCGAAUGUACCAAGAACCUGUGUUCACGUUUCCAGUGUGGGAUUCCUGUCUUCUUUCUCUGAACGCUGUGGGAUGUCUUUAUCCACCCCCGCCUCUCGACUGUUCUCACAAGAUCACAACACACACACACACACAAAGAAAAAACACGGUCCCAGACGACGAGCCAUCAAGAUUGUGACACUCAGAUGAAUGUCAUUGAGCAGCAGUAGCACGCACACACACACACACACACACAGUGUCGUUCCUCCGGUCCAGGACGCCGCUGGGCUAAAGUACGACUGAAUUAUUUGUUGGCUGAUUGCACUUUAAGGAAAGGCCAACAUCGAAAAAGGAUUGUGGCAAUAUAGAGGCCUUUACCCGAGAAAUAAUACAUAGCAGCAGACAUUUUAUCAUUUCUUUUUCGUCCUCUCCGAGUUUUCCUUCUCUGAGAGUCGGGGCGGUUGGCAGUGGGUAACCAUGACGAUCUUUGUUCUAAAGUGGGAGCCGACAGAAAAAGGCAGCAAGCACAGAUUUUAUCCUCUCUUCUACAGAUUUAUUACAUAGUUUUGUCUAGAAACAGACGGAUCCACGUCCUAAUAAAACUCCACUUGUAUUUCUACCUGAUCGACGAGGGGAUAAUUUUAUCAUUCCAGACGCGGUGAUUUUGAAAUAAUCCAAAAUGUUGCAGAUUAUUUUUGGUUACUUUGCACUGGUUUACAGUGUCGGUGGAAAUUAAAUUGAUUGUCAUUUGUAAAAAAAACUGAUAUCUGUAUUAUUAUUAUUAUUAUUAUUAUUAUUAUUAUUAUCAUUAGCACACGCUUAGAGGACGUCGUUAGAUUCAGCAUAGGUGUGUACAUUUUUUCUAGCAAUAAUCCUUUUCCUUUCUGGUUUUCCCUCUGAGGACAAAGGUGAAGCAUCGUGUACUCAAAGCGCGACGGUUGUGCAGUAUUAGACACAGUGUCUGGUUUGGAGCUUCUUCUUCUUCUUCUUUUUCUUUCUUUCUUUCUUCUUUAUGUCUGUGAAUAUGAAUUGUAAAUAUGCUUCAAAUGUACUAUAUAAAUAUAUAUAUAUAUAUAUAAAUAUAUGCUUUUGUAGGUCAUAUACUGUUUUUUGCACAGAUUGUAAGGCUCGAUAUUUAAAAGUGUAAUUUUCUUAUUCCGUCAUAGGUCAGCUUUUAUUUUCAGUACGUUAAAAGCGUCGGUGGGAAGGGAAGGGAGUCCUCUCUCUGAGCAGUACGUGUGGAUUUUUCUUGUCUUGCUGCCACGUUUUUUAUUUAAUUUCUCUUUAUUUUUCCGAGGACAUAGUCUUAGCAAAACAGGUGCUAGUGAGUAUAUUUCUUUUUUAAUUAUUUUUCUCUGGCAAAAAAAAAAAAAAAAAAAAACACAAAAAAACAACAAAAACAAAAUACGCCUACGUGAAAAAGAGUUGACACACGAUUGUGUUCGGCUUCAAAAGGCCCGGAUGUCUUACCAGUGUGUGUGGGGUUGAUAUUUUCUGACCUUUAACCUCAUGCUUGCGUGCGUGUGUGUAUGUGUGUGAUUUUUUUUUUUUUCCCAUUCCUGAGAUUUCUGAGCUCUCAUCCUCAGACGUGAGAAUGUGGAAAUCAGUGUCAGUGUCUAACCGUGUGUAGCUGUCCUUUAGUUUGUCAACAUAAUACGUUUAAUCCCCGACGGAAGUGACACAAGAAAGCAUUUAAAUAAUCCCUGUUUGCCUUUAGUUUCUUCUUAUGUUCCCCCGUGAAGCUCAUUUUUUAAUCUCCUGCUCAAUCCAAAGAUUUCUUUUGUUCCGUCAUUCUGCAGUGCGUAGAAAAUGUUCCUGAUUUUAGAUCGUGUGCAAGUGCUCGUGUGCUUUUACCGUCGCACAUAUGAUACCUAUGAUAUACAUUGAGCUAAAUAUGUUUAAUGACAUAUAUUAUUAUAUCCCCAUCUGUAUGACAUAGAGUAGAGAUGAGUCUGCUUCUAACUGAGGUGGUUUGACUUUUUUUGUUUCUGUUUGUGAUCGUUUCCUUCCCUCCCUCUCUCUCUCUCUCUCUCUCUCUGUUGAACUUUUAACACCCUGUUUAUUUGUGGUGCUGCAAAAAAACGGUUAUUUCUCCAGAGAACGUUCAUCUGGGAAGUGAGGAUUUAUGAUUGAUGUCAUUAUGUCUCAGAAUAUUAGACUUUGUUGUAUUUUUAUUAUUGUUAUUAUUAUUUUAAAAUCACAAUCUCAAUGAAGAAUAUGAAAGAUUGAUCUAUAAGUAUUAGGAAAUUGUGUUUUGCUUGAACGGAAGGAGCCGCGGAGCUAAAGAGAAGUCGCAUCUGGGGAAACUUUUCGUCGUUAUUACGAGAUGUAAAAUACUAUUGCAUUUUUUUCUUACCUUGUUUCUUGAUGUUAAUAUCAAUGUAAAUAUAAAUUUAUAUUUAAACAUUA
This is a messenger RNA of Solea solea (common sole), 7798 nucleotides long. Its product is annotated as nuclear receptor coactivator 3-like. Gene Ontology annotation, molecular function: protein dimerization activity; nuclear receptor binding. The record is from RefSeq and is a predicted model, not a curated record. The coding region runs from base 264 to 4973 and encodes 1569 amino acids. NCBI's taxonomy places the organism in Eukaryota, Metazoa, Chordata, Actinopteri, Pleuronectiformes, Soleidae. Gene Ontology annotation, cellular component: nucleus. Gene Ontology annotation, biological process: positive regulation of transcription by RNA polymerase II; cellular response to hormone stimulus. The transcript is spliced from 23 exons.